AAAUCAUCAAAGUUCCGCCGACUCAACUCUGACCCCCUGUAUGUUGGUGAUUUCAUCAUGCACACCCUUUUACUGUGUUUACUGCCCCUUUACUGUAUACCAGUGAUUUCAUCAUGUGCACUAUCUAAUCAGUCAGUUCUGGCUUCACACAUUCUUUGGAGGCAAUAUAAAAAGCUCUCGGCUGCAGGAGGAGGACACCAGAAGGCAAUACAACCACUGGAGUGAAGGAUAUUUGAAGGUAAGGAAGAGGAGGUUAUUUGGCUUUCCCUUAUGCUCUAUUUUGUUUCUUAUAUUCUGCUGCAGUGACUUAGGUUGUCUUAAAAAAGAAGUAACUAGUGUGGUUUAUUUGUGCCUGCCUAUCACUAAUCAAGCCAUUUUCAUUUGUUCUAGAGGUAAACUCUACUCAUCUUGCAAAAAUGAAGUUCGCUCUUGCUGUCGCCCUCGUUGUGCUGGUUAUUUGUCAGGGCACUGAGUCUGCAUCUCUGGGGAAGCAUGAUAUCCCUGCAGAGAUUGAGAAGAUCACCAAGUACUUCCAGGAUCUGAGCAGAAUGCUGACCACCACCACCACUGAACUGAUGGAGACGCUUAAGGCCCAUGACCUGACCGGCAAGGCUGAGGCCCAGGUGCAGCCACUGCUGGAGAAGGUCAAGGAACAGCUGAAACCCCUGGCAACCAACUUCGAGGAGCAGUUCAAACCCUUGUCUGAGUCUAUCCUGGCCCAGCUGAAACCACUGGCUCAAUCUGUCGAAACCCAGUUGGAGGAUCUCCUUGAGACGGUGAUGGCCCAGACCAAAGCCCUGCUUCCCCCUCAGUAAAGCAACAGGCUUUGCUGACUCCAAAUGUGCAAAUUGAGGACAAAAAAAUCCUGUUACAACUUUUGAAAAUGCUAUGCUGCUAUCCUGAACCCCUCUAAGCCUGGGAA
Molecule: messenger RNA, 922 nt
Organism: Clupea harengus (Atlantic herring)
Lineage: Eukaryota; Metazoa; Chordata; Actinopteri; Clupeiformes; Clupeidae
Product: type-4 ice-structuring protein-like
Exons: 3
Coding region: 417-815 (132 amino acids)
Source: RefSeq, a predicted model, not a curated record